AUGUCAGGACAUAUCACCUCCAUCACUGACGGAGAGGCGAGAUCAGACAGCCGCCUGUCCCACCCAGUCCCUUCAUCCACUUCACAUUUUCUCGAUACAAGGAUCACGGCACUCCAACAUGAGACGGCGCAAAUCGUCCACAUCAAAGAGGACCUAGGAGAGAGUCUGGACAGUGCGAAAAUCAGCCCCGAGCAAUACAACCAAGAGAUCUACCCCAUCCUGAAAAGGUUUCGAAAGACCUCUCAAAUGCUGCAGGUCCUGGCCCGUCAGCGUUCCUUGAUCGAGGAGGGUUUUGAGGAGGCCGUGGAGAGCAUGCGGCAGAGAACCCUUGGGCCUUUAGAUGACAACAUCUUCGAGACAUUCUACGAGGAUACCAUUGUUCCCUGCGUUGUGGGCGCGACAGCCAAGAUUGGGAAGAGCAGAUCGGACAAGAGGUCUUUCAAGAAGGCAGUACAUCAAUGGUACAACGUGACCAAAGAGAGUCUGGCGCUAGUAUUCGGUAUGGAGGGAUUAACGGAGCCAUACUCCAUCUGCCAUGUUAUUGGAGCUGGCGUGGACUAUCCGUCCUCUAAACCAGCCUAUUUGGUGCCCAAGUCCUUGAGCCCUAAUGAGGUUUCACACAUAUUCGGGAUCGCGGAGGACGUCAUUAGCUCUGAUCCACAAAACGCUUUGCUGCUCAGCUACAACAUCAAGACCCUGUUUGACCAGGGUUUCAUUGCCAUCGUACCAGGUACAACCCGGCCAACUGCAUGGAGAUGUGUUGUGCUAGACAAUUCAAAGAAUAAUAAUCAUGUCUGGGGUACUUACAGGAGUGGAAUCCUCAGAGUGAAGGAUCUGGACAACCGCGAGUUGUUAUUCCUUUCGGAUGAGCGACCUCGUCCGAGGUACUUGUACUUUCGGUUUAUUGUCUCCUAUCUCCGUGCGAAGCGGCUUAAUCGAAUUGAUCCCACCGUCGAGGCCAAAACGUACUGGCCGCUUAGGGGCAAAUGGCUGAACAGAUCGACUUUGAAGACUUUCGCUAAAUGUGUCACUGGCUAUGAUCUCCCCGAUGAUUUCAUUACAGAUUACACAUUUGAGGAUACAAGGAGCGAGGCUCGGAAUCAUGAGGCAGGCAUGAUUCUUGCAGGGGACAUUCUCGAUCAAUUGAACCAUCCUGUCCGAGAGAAGGAUCGUUACUCUUACUAA
Messenger RNA from Penicillium salamii, 1185 nucleotides. Lineage: Eukaryota; Fungi; Ascomycota; Eurotiomycetes; Eurotiales; Aspergillaceae. The record is from the annotation of a GenBank genome assembly.